CCUAAGAAGAGAAGAAACAGCAGAAGAAGAAGAGGGAGCCAGAUAGCAGCUGGCUAACGUGAAGCUAAGCUAACGUGAUGUCUACAGCCUCUAAAGUGGUCCUGGGGGUUUCUGUGGGUCUGACUCUGAGCACCGUGGCUGCUGUUCACCUCAAACAGACCUGGGACAGACAGCGCCUCCACGAGGGAGUCAUCCGGGAUCUGGAGCGCCAGGAGAGGAAGAAGGAGAACCUGAGGCUGCUGGAGGAGCAGAGGAUUCUGACUGUGCAGCUGCAGGAGGAGCAGCGCAGACAGGAGGAGCUGCAGGAGCACUGAGACAGCCCAACAUUAAUAGGUCCACCUCCUGUCUAACUGCUCAGCUCUGAUGGACAGCAGCAGCGAGCCGAUGGUCGGGGGGGAGGACGAGGCGGCU
This is a messenger RNA of Eleginops maclovinus (Patagonian blennie), 411 nucleotides long. It is a transcript of the gene pet117, whose product is annotated as protein PET117 homolog, mitochondrial. The record is from RefSeq and is a predicted model, not a curated record. Gene Ontology annotation, cellular component: mitochondrion. The transcript has 3 exons. Lineage: Eukaryota; Metazoa; Chordata; Actinopteri; Perciformes; Eleginopidae. The coding region runs from base 78 to 314 and encodes 78 amino acids. Gene Ontology annotation, biological process: mitochondrial respiratory chain complex IV assembly.